AAGAGAUAAAUUGGAAUAAACAGCUGUCACUGUUAAAUAAAUAUCCUGAUAAUGUGCAGGACAGAAAUAACUACAGCAUCGUCAAACUCCUUUCCUCACUUUAUUUAGCUGUUCUUGCAUGUAGCUCCCAAUCUUUGUACUGCUUCAGUUAGUGGAGAAUUUAUUUUUGAAUCAGCUGCAUUUUUAAAGACUGUAACAACGAAAGGCAUUUCCUGAGAAGCUGCAAGGAUGAGCAGCAAGAAAGAACAACAGCUAAGGAAAUAUGGGACCCUAGUAGUGCUUUUUAUCUUCCAAGUUCAGAUUUUUGGUUUUGAUCUUGACAAUCGACCUACAACAGAUGUCUGCUCGACACACACAAUUUUACCUGGACCAAAAGGUGAUGAAGGUGAAAAAGGAGAUAGAGGAGAAGUGGGCAAACAAGGAAAGGUUGGACCAAAAGGACCGAAAGGAAACAAAGGACCUGUGGGGGAUGUUGGUGACCAGGGAAUGCUUGGGAAAAUUGGCCCAAUUGGUGGAAAGGGUGACAAAGGAGCCAAAGGCUUAUCGGGGGUUUCUGGAAAAAAGGGAAAAGCAGGCACAGUCUGUGACUGUGGAAGAUACCGCAGAGUUGUUGGACAACUGAAUAUCAAUGUUGCUCGUCUUAAUACAUCCAUCAAGUUUGUAAAGAAUGUUAUAGCAGGUAUCAGGGAGACAGACGAGAAAUUCUAUUACAUCGUGAAAGAAGAGAAGAAUUACAGGGAAGCCUUGGCCCACUGCAGAGACAGAGGAGGAACACUCGCCAUGCCUAAAGAUGAGGCAACCAAUGCCCUGAUUGCUGACUACAUCUCCAACAGCGGCCUCUUUCGAGCCUUCAUUGGGCUGAACGACAUGGAAAAAGAAGGACAGUUUGUGUACGCAGACAACAGUCCACUGCAGAACUACAGUAACUGGAAGGAAGGAGAGCCUCAUGACCCAGCUGGCCGUGAGGACUGUGUGGAAAUGCUCAGCACAGGAGAGUGGAAUGACUCCGAGUGCCAAGUAACCAUCUAUUUUGUCUGUGAAUUUCUCAAAAAGAGGAAAUAAAAGUGCCACAGAAUGUGACUGGCAUCUGCUGUACAUACAACAACCCAUCCUCACUCACCCUUGUAGGGAGCGCAGACAACCAGGGACAGGGCUCAAACCAGCCUUCACUUCACCUGGCUGAGCAAGAGCAACUACUGUGAAGAUGGCAGUGACCAUGAAGUCAGCACAGGUCUGCAGGGGACAUCCAGUCAGCUGGAUUUUUUUAUUUCAUAUCUAUGUGCAAUUUAGAGUGGGUAUUUCUGUCUGUAACUUACGGGCAAAUUAGAGCAGGGAGAAGUGAAUAUGAUUUCACUAAUGCCAGAAAUAGUAAAUUCACUGAUAUACUAAUUACUGAUGCACUUCUCAAAGUCCACAGAAGGAAAGAGUGUGAUCUUUAUUCAUCUUUUACCUGCACAGAAAGUCCCAGUAAUUCCCCUAGUGAAUUCAGAGCUGAGGGAACAGAUUUGCAGUUUCUUUUGAAAAAAAAAAACCAAACUUCUUUUGUUAGAAUUGUAGAGUAAUUUCAGUUGGAGGAGAUCUUUGCAGGUGAUGUAGUGGAAUCUUACACACAAAGCAGAGCCAGCUUCAAAUUUAGAUUAGAGGUUGUUAUACUCUCCUUAAUUUGGCUGUCUCUCCCUAAUAUUGCCUGAUGUGCCAGGGAGGACUCGCUUAUCUCUGCUUCCCACUCCAUUGGCUGGUCUGAAGUGUGAGGAAUUAACCUAGCAAUGGCAAUUCUCCAUGCAAGCCUGCACAGUUUGUAGGCAACCUGAGAAUAGACUGAGCAGUCCUACCCUCUGAUGUCCUCCAAAAUCUGUGAAAAACAUAGAAAAGUCUAGCGCAAAGAGAACAAGGCAAAGGAAACACCACCAUUGCUGUAGGCUGUAAACAGGCACAUGUAGUAUCAGCUAUACCCACGUGCAUUGCUGGUUUAACAAGUGAUUCUAGGAACACAUUAACUCUCUAACUCAGUAGCCAAUGAUGUUUGACAUCUAAAUCUAAAUCACCUGUGCCUUUGUGACACAGGAGCCAGCUACAGAACAGGUUUUAUCCUCCAAGGAUCCAGAUUCAGGUGUGGUUGAGCAACUUAAUCAGCCACUUCAGAAGGACUCUCCACAAAUGCUGAGCAAUAAGCAUUGUGAGCAGUAAGCGUGAAGUUUUGGUGUCAGUGCCUGGUUGCUCUGAUCUGCUUGUCAGCAUGCCCACAAUGGAUUAUGUUUUCAUAUCUUUGAUAUCAGAAGUGAGUCUGUUCCUAGUCAUAGUUCACCUUCCCUCACAGCAGGAGAUAUCAAGAGAAACCUCAGCCUCCCCUGCAAUGAAGGUCAAUAGGUUCUCUUUCCCACUUGACACUAAAGAUAAAGGAAUAAUAUCUGGAAGCUAAGGAGAAUGCUAGGCACCAGGCAUAAUGCAGCAAGUGUACCCUGCAGGCCACUCUGAGCACCACUUGCACAUGCUCUUCCUCUGAGUAAGUAUAUGAAGAGCUGGACAUGCCACCAGCUAGUAAUGCAGAGGGUCAGCUCCAAGUCUCCCUUCCACUGCCAUGUACAGCACUGCAAAGGCAACUAGACAACAGUCAUAAUUCCUCAACCUCACCCUCAACAGGAAAAUCCUCCAAACCAUUUAGCUGGUUGUUAGUUUGACUCCAAAGUCAUCUCUGAGAAAUGACCAAUGCAGGAGCACCCCAGGAGACUCUGAGACUCAGUAUCGUUAUUGUAAUCUAGUUUGUCUCCCUCUGGUUCCUCCAGAAAACCAGUUGCUGCUACCAGCAGUAAGUUAUCUGUUUUGCCACACACCCUUUAGGGAACUAUUCAGACCCAUGAAUGAAAGCAUGGGAUCACAUUUCUUUUCAUUGUUCCCCUACUAUGCCAUAAGAGUUUUGGGCAAACAGGUUCACUUAGCACAACAUAACUCAUCCUGAAUCAUUCCCUCUCUAGGAACUGAUAGUCCCCAAAAUCAAGCAGAAUUACACUUUUUAAGGUCUACAGUAAUAAACUCAUUAAGCAAAACACUUUGGUUUUAGAGUCAUUAAUGGGUAAUGAUAGAGAAUUAAUGACUAAUUCAAGGCAAAGUUUCUUGAGGAAAAGUAAUGCCUUUUAGAAGUUAAAGCCCAGGGCUGCUAGCCUCCCUCACAGCAGGUCAGUUCUCACUAGUCAUGCAGAAGUAGCAUAGCAACAUCCCUGUGGGUAAGCACAAUCACACUAAUACCCUCUCCACACCUCAUCUUUACUUCUGAUCCACAAAGUCACCAGAACUUGCCUGCCAGACUGGGGGUUAGAUUCUGGAACCCUCUAGCUGUACUGAGACCAUUGGCCAACAAAAUCCACGUCCUUAGUGCUACAAUCACGAAGAACAGGCCAGUUUCCUGUUCCUUAGGAGAAAUCUCAGAGAUGACAGAAGCUGGAAGAGCUGCAGGAUCAAGCUCUGCCCAAGACUGGACCAAGCACUCUCCUUCAUAUACAAAAUUAGGGAAUACAUUUCUAAAUUGAAACUCUGGUCCUUCUUAGAAGACCGUGAGUUAUAAUCAGUCCUGGACCAUGCUCCAUGUACAGGAAGGAAUGACUGUCUCAGUCUCCAGCUGCAUUGCUGAGGGAAGUGAGUGACGAAAUUGUGUUGCGUUUCUGCAGUACAAAACCUGGGACUGCCCACUUCCUCCAUCUUCCUCAUCUUCUACUACACCAGCUUCCAUCUUUCUUAAAUGAUCAGGUGCUUGGGCAACCCACUCCUGCAGCACUGGGUCCGAGUUAAUAAAUUUUGCCAAGAAGCCUAACUUACAGACCAAGCCAAAUAAAUGAGCCUAUCCCGCUUAGGAAACCUGACAGGUAGAUCCACACAGCUCUGCACCAUGCCACGGGGACACAAGCUUGAAGCAGCACUAACUCAAAUAUUUUACAUGCUUUGCAGAAAAAAAUAUCCUUUUUCUAGUUAAGAAUUUGAGGUAUAUCACAGGUUUCAUUGCUAACCAGUGGGAAUCCACUGUAGUGGGUAAAAUACCUUGGGUUUCUACAAGAAGUGGAUGGAGCCCGGAGCACAGGAAAUGGUGUCCAGCAAUUCAGGAAUUAUGGUCUGUUAAAGCUCAAUACGUAAACCAUUUUACCCAAUGCCAGCAUUUUUUUUUCCAUGUUCUUUUCGUUAUUCCCAGGCUGAACCUUUCUUGUUUCAAUUUAUGCCUCCUGUUUCUUGUUCUCCCUCCAAUUACCACUGUGAAGAGCCUUGCUUCGUUUUCUUGAAGACUCCCUCAUAGGUCCUGACAGGCUGCUAUCAGGUCCAUCUGAAGCCACUUUUCCAGACUGAACAAACCCAGUUCUUUUAGUCCCUCCUUACACGGCUCCCACUCCAACAGGCAGCUGAACUUGGCCCAGUUUUUCAAUUCCUUUCCUACACUGAGGAAGCUCAAAAGGACACAGUGUCUAGAUGUGGUCCAACAGGUGCUGAGUGGGAGUACAAUCCCUUCCUUCAAGCUCCUGGCUGCAUUUCCUCUAGCACAGUCAGGAUGCCAUUAGACCCCUCUGCUGCCAGGGCUCACUCCUGAUGCACAGGCAGUGUGCUGCCUGCCAGUACUUCCCAGGGCCUUCUCAAUAAAGCCAGUCAGCCCCAGCCUGUAUUGGUGCAAGGGUUCAGCAUUCCCAGAUGAGGGAAGCUUUGCAUUUGUCCUUGUUGAAUUUCAUAAGGUUCCCAUUGGCUCAUUCCUUGCCCUUACAGCAGCCCUGUCCACAGCAUAUCCAGUGUUCCGUCCAAUUUGGUGUGAUCUGCAAACCUGAGAAAAGAGGACUUCGUCACUUCCUUGCGGGUAGCUGAUAAAGAUGUUAAACAGGACAGUCCCAGUAUCUAAACCCCUGUAGCACUCUACUUGUCUUCUGGGUAGAGAACAAGUCAUUAACUAUUCUCCUCUCAGCCCAACCAAUUUUUACCCAUCCAGACCACAGCAUCCCAACUCGGAUGCAAGAAUGCUGUUGGAGGCAGUGUCAAAAGCCUUUCUGAAUUUGAGGUAAAUUACAUCAACUGCUCCCCCCUAAUCCACAAAUCCAGCCGUUUUAUCAUAAACACAGUCAGGCCGUCAGACAUGAUUUACCCUUAUUAGAUCCAUGCUGACUGUGCCCAGUCACCUUCUUCUACUUCAUAUGCCCAGAAUCAUGCUCCAAGAGGACUCAGUCCUUUAGGUUCCGUGGGGACCAAGGCAAUGCUGAUCAGUUUAUAGCUCCCUAGAUCGUCUCUGGCCUUUUUUAAGAAGGAUGCAAUAUUUACAUAUUUACUGUCAUUAGGAACCUUCCAUGAUCUCCAUAACCUUUCCAAGGUGAUAAAGUGGCCCUGAGGAGACAUAAAACCAGUUUUCUUGGCACCUUGGAUGUGGUCCAUUUGGUCUCAUGGAGUUUUCUGGUCAAACUCUUUCAAGUGAUCCUUGACUAAACACUCAUCUACUGUAGGUAGUUCUCUUUGAACCCUUCCUCUAAGCUCAGAGGAAUGGGAUAGAUAGUUGGUAAAGAUGGCAAAGAAACCUAUGAGUACCUCAGCUUUAUCUGUGUCUGCUGUUACUACAUCACCUCCUCCAUUCACCAAUGGUUUCGUGUUUUCCUUGCUCAGCUCUUUUAUGCUAACACAGCAGUGGAAGCUCUUCUUGUUGCGAUUCUUGUGCAAGUCUCAACUGCAUUUAGGCUUUGGAUUUCCUGCGGCUACCCCUACAAACUCAGGCAAUGUUUCUAAACUAUUCCACUGCAGCCUGUCCCUUCUUACAUCUCCUUCAGACUGCCCUUUUGAAUUGGAGGUCUACCAGUCUCCUGAUAAUCUGCUUGUAGGUGAACAGUGAAUGCAAGACAGCUGCCCAAGAUCUUGCUACAUCAAAGCUACUACAGUGUUCUUCCUGCUCUUGGAUAGCCAGGGCUUUAUGAUUUUCUGUAUUCUGAAGACUGUCAUCUCACUCAGUGCAAGCAUCAUGCUGCUCUCCCCAGGUUCAGAACACACAGAAGGCACAGAUAUCUAUGGUAAAUACAAUGCUUUAAAAAUUAAUUCUAAUAAAAACUAUUAUGCAAUCAAUAUAACCCAUUGAGAACAUGUUUUCCUCAAGCAUUUCAAACAAUGUCACAUAGGCAUUAAGCAGAUCCACUUCUUUCACUGCUUUUAAUCUGUGAAUUGCUUUAAAAAAAUACUAGCACCUAGACUAAUCAAGUGCCACAUUCAUGACCACAGCCACAGGAAUAUAUAGAUACCUCUAUAGCUUCACAUACAGUCUUAAAGUAUUUUGUAGCUGUAAUUCAACUGGCUGAAACAGUUAUUAAGAGAUGCAAUUUGGCAUUGUGUAUGACACUUAAUAUAGUAAAUAUAACACAGAGAAAGGGAUUAAUUUAUGGUUAUUUGGAAAGCAUUGCCCUAGAUUGUCUUGCUUUAAUAGGCUUGCACAGGUACAAAAGCCAUGAAUUGCCAUUUAUUUUCUUCCUCUCUCAUUUAUUAUUUAUUCAAGUCACAUGUAAUCUACUCAACAUGAGUAAGAAAGAACGAGCAAGAUCAAAGCAAUAGCUUAAUCUGGGUUGGUUUUAUGCUUGUGUGGUGAAGGAGAACAGCAAAUUGCAAAAGAAUUCUCUGCCUACCUGCUGUGUACAGCGCACCUGACUGCAGCUCUGGUCCCCACCCACUCCUGGCCUGGAAAGGUUUCUCUGUGAGGAUGUUUCAACACAGGGAGGAAAAGUUUCAGUUGAUUUUCAGUAGGUGGGUGGGAGCAGGAACUCACAUUGCCUUGUUUUGCACACAGCAGUAGCAGCCUACCAAAGCAUAGUCACUCACACAAAACUCUCUCUGGCUGUAAUCAUGUGCAUUUCUGAGUUCUGAAUCCCUAAGGUCCUUAACAUCCUUGGCACUACACCUCUGCUUAAAUCUCAUGGAAGUCCUGUGCCUAAUCAAGUGGAGAUCUACAGAUGUUGGGCAGUAAAAGGGCUAUAGCUCCUCGUUGAUAUGAUGCAGUACAGCACAGGAGCAUCUGCAGAACUUCAUAUGAUGCAAUUUCACUAUAUAUCUUCCUUUUUGUGGCAUUUGUCUUUGCUUAUGUGUUUUACAAAGUAGCUGUAACUUCUUAAAAGCAGUCAGAUGCCAAUUAUUACUUUUGUCUUAUUGUAAAUGUAAAAACAUAUAUAACUAAAGUUUUUUUGGAAACACAUUCCAGUCAUGAAUCCCGUUCUAUUUUUCCCCAAAGGCGUUUCGCACCUUUGCUAUUUUAUUAACCUCUCAGCAGUGAAUUUUCUAGCAAGAGAUGCUGAUUUUCCCAAGUUCAUACAACAGAAGUCUUUAUGUCAGUUGUCCCACAACAUUCCCUGAGAUCGUGGGGCACUCUACCAUUGGCGGAUGAAAGGGCCAACAAUGAUGAUCAGUCAUUCAGUAAAAGACUUAAGUAAAAAUGUGCAGAAAAAUGUGAAUACAGAGUUGGCGGAUGCUUGGCAUGUGAAUUGAGGAAUUUAUUUCCCACUGUGAGCCAAUUUCUAGGUCUCGAAAAUCUUUUAAAGCUUGUCAGAGGAAAUCUAAAACAUUGUCAGUAUAUCCAAAAAGAAAUCUCAGCUCAACUGCUCAGGAGUCCCAGAGCUUUCUGCAAGCUCACGUGUCCAAAAGACAGUUUUCUCAGGACCUGAAGAAAUAAAAACAAAUUUUCUGCAAAAACAAGGACAAUUUCAAGGCUCUCCUUGUGAAAGGCACACUUCUUCCAUUUCUGCUUUCUCAGAUACGAACAUUUUCCAGUGUAGGCACAUAACAGACAACCCAUUAAAGUUGAAGCAAGGAAUGUAUGUGACUGCAGUACACUGUUUUCUCCUCGGACAGAACAGUGUGUGACAGAUGGCAGUGGCCAUGCAAACCAUGCCACUAAAAGACUCUCAUGAGAGAGAAAACAAGAUGAUGAUGAUGAUAAUGAUAAUGAUAAUAAUAGAAAAAAUUUACACCAAAACUAUUGAAGUAGUUUGGAAAGCAAAGGAGGGAAGGUUAUGGAAUAAAGAUAAGUAUCCUUGCUUAUCCUUCCCAGUUGUUCUAAUUACAUGUAACUCAUUAACUUCUGAGUAUUCGGGCUGUGGUUCCUCCCAAUACACAUGGAUCUGAUUCAUAACUUAGAGAUCUCACGCUGCAUAGGCUAUCAUCAGUGCUUAUAUUCACCCCCUUUUGGUCAUUGCAGAUGGGUAAAUUUCCCUGCAUGUGGAGAAGGGUAUUAGCCAGUUCCUAUUCCAGUAGAGGAGAGGCUUGCUAGAAAAGCUGGAAAUGAGGGACAGCUGCUUGUAUAGUCAGCAGAAAAUGUAGCAGAGGAGAAAUUUGGAAAAGGUUGAAGAGAGACCCUCAGAAGCACAGACCUGUAUUGGUCCAUCUGGAAAACCAAUCCUGGGAGAAGGAGUUGGAGAAAGCCUUGUAGGAGCACAACACAAUCCUACACUGAGAAAAAUACUUUCAUUUUUUUUUCUCUAAUAAGGUUAGCAAAAACCUGAAAAUAAAAGAGAAGAGCCAGAGUGGUACAUGCAAAGAUAACCCUGGAAGGAAACAGGUUGUUAAUGUUUGAGGUAAAGUGUGCCAUUCAGCACUGGGCGCCCAAAACGUAGCUGCUUGUAAGUUCCACUGAUGACCUGAACAACUGCUUCUGUGGGGCCAGAAGGACUCUCAGCAGAAGACAAUCAGUUUAGCGUGGGGGAAGCUGGACAGAGCUUUGUCUGCCAUAUAUCCAAGUAGUAAGAAAGAUCUUAUAUUUGCUCUGUAUUUACGUUACUACAGAGCACAUGAGACUAUGACUCAGCUUCAGAGAUACCACUCACACCCCUGACCAGCACAAGAGGCUGAGAAGGUCAGAGCUCACUGAAAGGAAGGUAGGGCAGGCUGAUACAGCUUCAAGCCUGGAUAGGUUUGCUCUAGGACCCUAUUCUGGUAGGCUUUUACAGACAGAAAAGCACAGACUUGGAGGGCAAAUAAAAAGAGCGUAACAACCUUUUUACACUCACUAUGUCAAACAUGCUUGGAUCCAGGUAUAUAUGUGCAUGGCAUAGACACUCUCUUCAAGUUACAUUUAAGUCAGUCCCUUCAGUCAACCAGCCCAGGCUUUUAUUUGACUCCUUUUAAGCAGCCUUUAUGUUUACUUCCAGAAAAUACUGAACUAGUCUGGUCCAGAGACUCCUCUCACCUAACUUUAGUUAUCUGCAAGACAGAUGUCCACAUCAGGCCCCGUCACCAUAAACCUUUGCAGUCAAGAAGCAGACACAAAUGAUUCAUAUGAGCUAUUUUCAGAUACCCACUUUAGUACGAAAAAAUUGAUCUUCAAAUGUGGCUAUUGCUUUCCUGUUUGUAGCAGUGGGUCUAGCCAGGUAGCCCACACACACAUACGCACUUUGUCAGCUGAGUACCACCCUGGUUUCUUUCACAGUGCACCAGAAACCCAAAAGGACUUCAUGCGAAGUUAAUAAUUUCUUUCCAAGCAUAGCUAGAUGUAGAAGUGUAUGAACACAACAUUAGUCCUGUACAACAAAUUACAUCUUCAAGUACCCUAUAAAUGCUAACUACACAGCAGUUAGACUAUCCUUUUAGUAAAAUAAUGCACAGAAUACUGACCUAUUUAUUCUUUUGCUGUUAAGUAAAAUUAAUGAGCCGUGGUUUUUGACCACUGAUUCAUCCUUCUUCCAAAUACCUGUGGAUUAAAAUUUAAGCUACUUAAAUAGCUCCAGAAAAUUACUGGUAGGCAGAAAAUGGCAAGGGAAGUAUUUGAAAUGCACUGCUACAGACUAUGAACACUAGAUGGAUGUGUGAAAAUAAGGUCCCGAUCCUGAAUCAGACUCAAAGUAGAAGAAAAAUUUUGUUUAAAGCUACAGGGAGGCUGCUGUUUUGUUUGGUUUUAUUUUUUAAUUAAUGCCUUGUAAAUAAGCUACAAAAUUUUCCUGGUAUUUAAUUCAUCGCCCUUUCCCUCCCCUCAUCCAGCAUCUCUGAGAACAAUGUGCAAGUUCACUGUAAGAGUUAUUUGCUGUAGAGCACAUAAACACUCACUAAAUAAGAGAAGCAUGUACAAGAAGUGAAAUGAUCUCAGGAAACAAAGCACGAAGUCAGAUACUAAUGAACACAAUAAAUUAUUAGCAACUGUGUGUGAAUUAAAAUAUUAAUUAAGAUUAUCUGUGUGAGGAAAUUCUGUGGUUGUCACACUGAAAAUCAUGAAGGGAAAGUGAGUUGGUUGGUCUUGAACUUAUUUUUCAUAGUCCAAACCACAUUUUAGUAGAGUGUGCCUCAGUGUGAGGACAGCAUGAAUCACUUCACCCUCCUUAAUGAUUUGUAAGUUGAAGGAUGCUAGUAGAACCACAGGUUGUUUUCUAUCCAGAAAUUGCAUACAUACUGGGUGUAAUACUUAUUUCUUCAUGAAGGACGCCAGGCUAAGAGGAAUGCGGUUUAACUGGUUUAGGAUUUAUGAAAGAAAGAAAAAAAAACACUCAAACCUGUUUGCUUCCUUAUGAAUAAAAACCUACUUGAUCAAACAUUUAAACUUACCAAAACAUUGUGAAAGAACUUGACACUGGGUUCAGUAGAAACUGAGUAGCUGAGAUAGGCCUGAAGAAAUACGAAGUCUGACACAAAAAACUCCAAGACUAACCCUAUAACUCAGGAACAAGAGUGGGAGAAGAGAGACAAAGAGAUGAUUAUGGAACAUAUUCUGACGUGUCACAGUGAGACAAGGCUCAACUCGAUCGCUUCACUCAAUACGAGUAGAUGUGCAGUCAAAUAUAGAUGUUUUCUCACCUUCAGUCAGAAAAUGUCAGUGCGCGUCAGCCCAUCAUGCUUUGUCUGUGAAGCAGUUUUUGGCUAAAAACAUCGCUGUGCACCCACUCUGGCUCCCUCUUUCCAAAGACCAAGUCAGUGCUCAAAGGAACCAAUUUUUUGUUUGCAGAAGAUGUGAAAGCAAAAAUGACAGAGAUUAUCAACAGCGUUUGAGAAAACGAUCUGCAGAAUUGCUUUGAAUGUUGGCAGCAUCAUAUGCAGCUGCAUGUCAACUCAGAAGGGAACUAUUUUGAAGGUGAUUGUAGUAGAUUUUCUUAAUUUGUUAAAUAAAGGGAGUUACAGGCAGGGCCUUGGGUUUUCUAUGUUGGAUCUUGUAUAUUCACAGUGAUUCCCUGCUUAGAAAUACUCAUCAGUUCAUUGCAUUUGCAGCUGAGAUUCCCCCAGCCUCUUCCCUAGAAUGGGAAUGCCUUAUACAGAUGGGAUUAGCAACAGAUAUUCCCAGAUUCAUGGUCUUUUGAAAUAAAGAUAUUAUUCCCACCUGUUAUACUAACUUCUGAUGUUGCUUCAGGACUUGGUGAAUCAUAAACAGUUACUAUUUGGAACUUGCCAUCAGUAUAAGCGCUAGUUUUCAGAGGAUGCAAGCACAUCAGCAGACAGCUUUUUUCAUCCUGACAUCAGAAAAUUGUGCAUUAGAAAUAGGGUUUGUGUUCUACAAGGGACUUCUACCUCCUGCCAACACCUGAGUGCCCCAUGGGAGUUUAUCAUUGCGAAGGAUAUGCAAGUUCAUAAUCCAAAGUUCAAGGUUACAGAAUAUUUAUUUAUACUUACUCUAAGUAAUAAAAAUCGAGACAGAUGCUGUCUAUAUUGCAAAACAUUCAUUUCUAUGGAGACUCUUGGAGUCUGCCAGGAUGUAAAAUACCAGAAACUUGGCUUAAUAAAUUUAAUUCCAGAUACUAAUUUCCCUAAAAUCACCUACAUAUAGGAACAUUCAAACACCUCUUUAUGAACAAUUUGAACUUCAUAAUGAAAUCAAUAUUCUUUCAGUAUAAACAAAUCACUGUGAUGAAUUUUUCCCUUACUCAAUAUGGACACAGCAGCAUACAGGGUCUAGAGGUACAGAAGCAUGGUUCAGACAAUGUGGAGGCUUCUAGAGGAUACAUUUCUUAUCUAAAAGAGAACUCAUAAUAAUGUUUUUCUAUCUACCAUCUUUAAAGAGAAACAAAGUACUGUACAUUCCAUAAAGAAAAUAGAAUACGACAGCGUAUCUGGAUUAUAAGUUUUGGGUUUAUUUUUAACCUUAUCUGUUAGUACUGAAAAAUAAUUAAUUUCAGUGCAAGCCCAAUCAAUAAAAAGAGAAAAAGGGAGCAGUUUUUCUUUGAUCUGGCCCACUGUACCCUCCCUUUCACUAGCUCUGAUGCAAAGGAGGCAGAAGGAAACCACAGCUGAGGAACAGCAUCACUUCAUUUGGCAGCAGCUCAGUUACACUGGCCUAUGCACAGCUUGAAGUACUAUGAGAAAGUUCGUAAAUACCACAGACAUAGGAUUCUCAGAGGCUGGGGUCAAAAGCAGCUUAAGAGACGAAGCAGUCAGUAAAAGGAUUACAGGUAUGACAAUGAUUUCGUUGUUGAAGGGCUCCGUCUCAGCCUUGUAACUCCAGCAGUUACUCUAAGUACUGACAGAAGCCAGUAGAAUAAGACCCUGCUAUCUUAAGCAAACUUUAACUACACACAUAUAGAGGUUACUUAUGAUUCAGUAAAUGACACCUGUACAUAAAUUCAAAUGGCUCUUUACUAUCCUACUAAUAGAUAACCUAAUCAGACAAGGCCUAAUUAUGUGUAUACAUUCUAAAGCUAAGAUAAAUCCUUUUUAUUUACAACUGAAUAAAUUCAGAGUGCUUUGAAAUCUCUAGGCAUGCUCCUUUCACAACACUGUUUUUAUGCUAUUUCAAAACACUACAAAGCACUGGUGUACAAGCGUAUUUUAAUUUGCCUCCCUGCUUCUCCUUCCUGAAUUCAUUCAUCACAAAGUGAAGCCACUGCUGUCUUUUGCCUAAUUAUCCUUUGCCUUCUAUUUGAUUUUUACAAGGGAAUUCGCUCAAUAAAACAAACAGUCCCCAAAAAGCAAACAAACUGCAACUGAGGAAAAAAUUGACUCCCUGUCAGCACUGAUAGUUCAUCAAAACACUGAGUACAUACUCCCAACCAGCAAGAGAUAACAUCAGAGGCCAAGGCAUUAUGAUUAAAGAUUAGGACAUCAAGCCCUGCCUCAUGACAAAGUGAGAAGAGCUCCAUGCUACCAGAAGUACUAAGGUGCUGUGCUGCAUCCUGCCUUGGAAUCACUUAGACAGCAUGUCCUCCUUCCUGUGAUGCUGAAUUCAUGUUCCUCUGCAAACAAGCGAACUGUUCCUCUUUUACACCAUGGGGCAGGAAGGGGACAGGGUAGAAAAAACUGUAAGUAUUGCUGCUGUGCAGCCCACCUACCAGUUUCCCUGAGCAAUUCUGUCUAAAAAAAACCAUGCUGCUUACUCAUCCCUCAUCUACAGGAAUAUUUGUACUUCUGAGCCUUUCCCAUUCCCUGACAGGGAUGAACCAUGCAACCCAUUUUUCCUGCUGGCUCACCUAUGCCAAGAGCAGCAGAUUGGCUUCUUGCAACAUUUUCCCACUGGGUAACUGUUCUGCCCCCUCACACCCCUCCCUAUGCAUUUUGCCUUAUUACCUUUGCUGCACCCUCACACGUUUAAAGGGAAUUUCUCAGUGUGAAUGAAAGGAGAAUUGGCACACUGGCUGCAUGUUAUACUAUACUGCUGGAGAACUGCAGUGCCACCAAGUCAAACAAAUUCAGUGUUGGCAUUCUUAGGAACAUGGAAAUGAUGUUAUCGGAACAGGUCAGAGACCUCAUUCUGGUCUCAGUAACAGCAGCCUGCUCCACCUUUUUGCUCAAUCCAAGCCUCUCGGCUGUGUGGCGCCUGUGUGAAAGGACCCUCAAACUCUCCUAACCAGCUGGCUAAGGAUUGCUUGCUUUUGAAGUGAUCCUGGGACUAUGGAGAGACAAAGUAGCCAGGUCAACACCCUUCCUCUCACAGCUCUGCGCACAGAAGACACUUCUGCAGGGAGAGGCUAUAUCCAGAGUACCACCACAGCCUUACACACCAGCCAGAGAUCACUUGUCUGAGCAGCUCUGAGCCCACUUUAACCUGCUCUGGGGACUGAUUUGGUAACCAGCCAUCCCUGAGACUGGUGGACCUAAGAGACCUCACAUUCAUCUUCAUCUUUGCUUUCUGGCAGGCACUCCAAGCUCUGUUUAAAUGGAUCAAGCAAGUGAUUUCAACAGUUAUUUUUCCCUUAGUUUGAUAAUGCAAAAAGGGGCAGCAUGCAAUCAAAAGGUUGGACCUGCCUGUUAAAGUAAAAACUGUCACCCUGCCUUCCAAGAAUCCUCAACAAUGUGGUGGUAUUUGCACACUAACUCAUAAUAUGCACUGGUUGAAACUGAAGUUCUGUUACCACUGAGUAAAUGCACUGUACAAAUGAUGCUGAAGGGUUUCCUUAUCAGUCAUCUCAUGCAAACCAGUUUUAUGCCUAUUUAAUUUCACUAGCUAAAGGGGAAUUACUCCUGAGUUUGCACCACUAUGGGAUCAGAACCCUGCAUACAAUUUCCAGGAGAAUGGUAAAUUAAUUUAUCCACAAAUAAAACAGCCUGAAAUUUAGACAAUCAACUUCAGGCAUUCUAUUUUUUUAUAUAUAACUAACUACAGGAUUAAGAGAGUCUGUGUUCUUCCCUAAGAAAGAGCAGCUUUGCAAAUCUAAAAGAAACACAGAGGGCUUUGGGGAGCAGCUUCCUCCAGAUCAAGAAAGUAACUGGAAUAAGGAAGCAGAGCCUAAUACUAUCAGAAAAAAACUUGCUCAGCUCUGCUCUGGCUUAGGGAGAUCUGUUUGUGUAGACCUGCCUGUGUGCAAACAGAAACACUGGGUAGAGAAUAAGGUUACUGUCACUUAUUGUUUUUAAACUUUCCACCCCUUUGGCCAUUUGGACAGACCACGCUUGUUCAAGCUGCAACAUGAGCCACAGGAUUAGCAGUUACAUCCGCUUUCAGAGGGGCUUCUGAUACAACACUCAGAUAAGGUGCUAAGGACCAUAAAUUCUUAUAUUGACAUUAUUUCACUUAUUACUCUAGUAUCCUUAAAAAUAUUCAGCUCUUCCAGACAUGUCAUGCCAUGUAUCACAAAAGGUAGCCUGAAUCUUCCUACAUAGGACUGCUCUGUAAGUAAUGUUCAUGAUGUAAAUCUAUCUUCUUUUCAAAAUAUUAAUUUAUCUAUUCUGAUCGCUAAACCUGCAAUGUGGUGGUUAACAGGUGACUACAGAUUUUCAUAAUUUAAUGCAUUUUUCUUAUGGUUGGUCAGUUGGGGGGGAGGAGAAGUAGAACAUUCAGAGCCAGAUAUUUUAGUUUUGAUAGCGCAUCUUGCCUAAGCACAGUCAAAAUAAUUUAAACAGCUAAUCUCAUUUAAAUUGUUAGGAUUUAGGAAAAACUAUUGCCAUAAAUCUAUUGUGUAUACAUAUAUCUAACAAUGAAAUUUAGGCCUCACUGUGAAAAUCUACUAAAAUUCAAGAAAAUCAGUGUUAAAAUGAAUGUGCAGGUUAAAAUGCAUGGUAUUUACAGCAAGAAAAACAUGACUGCACAUGGUAUGCAAUCCUCAGUAAAAUCAGUGCAGCUGGAGUUCACACAGAUUAAUUGUGUGCCUAGAUAAUAAAACUGGAAAUAUUUAUGACCAAGUGUUGUUUGUACUUCCUCUGUAUAAGAUAAGUAUAAUCACUUUCUUGUUCUGAAUCAUAAACUGAUCAACCCCAUUUUCCACCCACUCAGGUUUCUCUCUCUGCAGGGCAGUCUCAACAGAUUUAAGGACAGACUGUGAAAUUAAUUGGACAUGCAGUCUCUGGAAUGUAACACCAAGAAUAAACCACCUACACCUCAUCACUUAGGCACAAGUUUCAAUGCCAUUCCCAUCCAAAACACACCAAAGUCAAGACCUGUAGGCAUAUGCUUCCAGAGCCUGGAGCCCUGAAGAUAAAUGGAUGGGACACACAAGGUUCACUUUUAAAAUAGAUCUAGAUAAGGAAUAAUAUCUUAGCUGAUAACUAAUGGGGCAAAACACUCAGGAAAGUGGGAAGGCCGGGCACAGUGCUUUGCUUAGCCUAAAGUGGAUUCAAUCGCACAUCUCCCCCUUCUCAGGAGCACAAGACACAUCCAGCUGCAAGAGGCAUAGGAUUGAAGAGAGGGCACAAGAAAGAACACAAAUUGUUGCUUCUUCCUCCUUUAGAAGCUAUGAAUUCAAAGCUAAGUGGCUAUUACUGCAUUUUAGAAGUGUCCCAAACCUAUUUAUUUACUAGGUGUGCUGGAAAUAUGGAUGAGUUGUGUUUAGAGGAGCCAACUGCUCCUCACUUAGCACUUGGAUUGGGAUGCGGAAGACAGGUGUCUCAGACUGAGGCAUUUCUUGUUAUCACAAAAGCACAACUGAGAAACAUCAUGCAUCUAAAAAUAAAGGAAUACAACGUGAACACCUUAAGUGGUCCAGCCUCUGGAGCAGUUGCAUACUCUUCCAUGAAACCUUCUUAAAAUGCAGUCCCUAAAACCACAGCUGCAUUCAAGGUCUGACACAAAAAAAGCCCCAAGACUAACCCUAUAGGUCAGGAAAAAGAGUGGAAGGGGAGAGGCAAAGAAAUGAUUAUAGAUCACAUUCUGAGCUGUCACAAUGAGACAAAGCUUCGCUUAGUACAAGCCGAUACACGUUGCCAUAUAAAUGCUUUCUUACCCUCAAUUGGAAAACGUCAGUGUGCACCAGUCCCCAAUGCUUUCUGAAGCAGUUUCUAGCUUAUAAUAACAUCACUGUGCUUGAGCACCCACCCUAUUUGCCAGAUCUGGCUCCCUGUCAUUUCUCUCUUCCCAAAGAUCAAGUCAGUGCUCAAAAUAACCAAUUUUUUGUCCAUAGUAGAUGUGAAAGCAAAAAUAACAGAGGUCUUCAGCAACCUUUCUGAAAAUGAUCUGCAGGAUUGUUUUGAACGUUGGCAGCAUCAUAUGCAGCUGUAUGUCAACUCAGAAGGGAACUAUUUUGAAGGUGAUCAUAGUUGAUUUCCUUAAUUUGUUAAAUAAAAAGGGUUACAGGCACUUUCUCAUUUUUUUGUGUGUGAGUUGGACUUCAUAUGUUGAGGAUAAACACCCAGAAAAACUACCUGAGAUAACAUCAGGUGAAACAGUGCUUGGUCAUCCCAGCAACAGGACACAAGGAAAAAUAAAAUAAAUGCUGGAUGAUGCCACAUCUUUUGUCUGGGGAAGGUAUUUAUACUAAGAAGCAUGAGAAAAUGCACUGUAAGUGGUCUGAUGAACUUGUACCUUUCUAGACCCUCACCAGCCCACCACUUGUUUAUCAAACAUAGAGUCGUGGUUUGGACUGGAAAGGACCUUAAAGAUCAUCCAGUUCCAACUCCUGCAUUUUCUCCUACUUUUAGGUAGUUGUGCACAGCUCAGUUGGAUGUGAUGAAAAGACGAUACACACAAAACGUUGUGUUUUGAAAGGGCAGCCUAGCAGGUUCUUCAAAAAAAGGUGCAACUUUUGUCAUUUUGAAGCCUCCAAUAUCUGUAACCAGAAGGUAAAUAACACCCUUUUGCAGAACAGCGUUGGGAAAUAAUGCCCUAAACCUGACAGGAUCUUAGAAUCAUAGACUAAUGGGAUGGUCUGGGUUGGAGGGGACCUUAAAGAUCAUACAGUUCCAACUCCCCUGCCAUGGCCAGGGACAUCUCCCACCAGAUCAGGUUGCUCAAAAGCCCCAUCCAACCUGGCCUUGAACCCCUCCAGGGAGGGAACAUCCACGACUUCUCUGGGUCAACCUGUUCCAGUGUCUCUACACCCUCGGAGUAAAAUGUUUAUUCCUAACACCUAUUCUCAACCUACCGUCUUUCAUCUCAAAACCAAUAGCCCUCGUCCUAUCCUCGCAUUAUCCGACUCCGGACUCACGGGUGAGGAGCGCCGCGCGCCCGGCAAAGCCUGGAGCC
This is a messenger RNA of Cuculus canorus (common cuckoo), 17782 nucleotides long. It is a transcript of the gene COLEC10, whose product is annotated as collectin subfamily member 10. Lineage: Eukaryota; Metazoa; Chordata; Aves; Cuculiformes; Cuculidae. The record is from RefSeq and is a predicted model, not a curated record. The transcript has 6 exons. The coding region runs from base 229 to 1062 and encodes 277 amino acids.